AUGGCGGUCUGUAUACUAGCAGCCGUUGCUACUUGCGUCAAGUUGCUCUUCAUUCCCGCCUACCGAUCCACAGAUUUUGAAGUGCAUAGAAACUGGCUUGCAAUCACUCACAGUUUGCCCAUUAAGAAAUGGUAUCUGGAGGAAACAUCCGAAUGGACCCUGGAUUACCCUCCCUUGUUUGCUUGGUUUGAGUACAUCAUGUCCCUAUUUGCAGGACAUUUCGAUCCAGCCAUGCUGGAGGUCAGCAACCUGAACUACGCCAGCAGCCAAACUGUGCUCUUCCAGCGGAUGUCUGUCAUUGUUACAGACUUUGUGUAUUACUUUGCUGUUAAAGAAUUUCACCUCCUAACACGUGGGCAGAAGAUGGAAGGCUUGGGAGGAAUAGUUGUUUCUAUUUUGCUGAUAUUUAAUGUUGGCUUGUUCAUUGUUGAUCAUAUCCUUUUGUCGUGGAUAGUUGUUGUGCUCAGGAGGCUGGGCCCACUUGUUGAUUUUACUUUAUUUGAUGUUUAUUCCACACAUGCAACCAUGAUAUAUACCUAUAUUCAUUUCCAGUACAAUGGCAUUUUGUUUGGAAUUAUGCUGCUGUCGGUCACAAGAAUGCUUCAGGAGCGGUUUGUUGAAAGUGCCUUCUGGUUCGCUGUUCUACUGAACAUGAAACAUAUAUUCAUAUAUGUGGCACCUGCCUGGUUCAUCCACUUACUGCGCAACUUUUGCUUCCAAGGUAACAAGCCAGUCUCAUUGACCAGUUUUUCCUUGCACAACUUCCUUACUUUGGCCUCUGUUGUUGCUCUGGUGUUUGGCGCUUCAUUCGGGCCUUUUAUUUACAUAGGUCAGCUACCUCAAGUAUUAUCUCGGCUGUUCCCGUUCAAGAGAGGCCUGGUGCAUGCCUAUUGGGCCCCUAACUUCUGGGCCUUGUACAGUGGUGUGGACAAAAUCCUGGCCACAGCAGCUGUGAGUGCUGGACUGGUCAACCAGAGUAGUGUCCCCAUGGCAUCCAUGACAGGUGGCAUGGUACAGGAAUACAAUCAUGUCAUGCUGCCGUCUGUCGCACCGCUGUCGACUAUGAUCCUUGUGCUGGUGGCCAUGGUGCCGGCCUUGUUUUUCCUGUGGGAGCAGAAAACGGCUGCAGCCUUUACCAGAACCAUUGUUCUGUGUGCCUUCACAUCCUUCUUGUUUGGCUGGCAUGUCCAUGAGAAGGCUGUGCUCAUGAUCAUCAUUCCAAUGACGUUAAUGAUCAUGCGAGACAAGCAGUAUGCCAGGUUGUAUCUUAUCAUGGCAACCGUUGGCUUUUACUCCUUGUUUCCUUUGCUGUUCAGCCCAUUUGAAAAUGUACUGAAGGUGUUGCUUCUGUUACAAAGCAGCAUUUUUGCAUUCCUGUGUAUGGAAGUAAUCUACAGCUACACCCUUGGCGACAUGAAGAUCACAAGUCUGGAUCACUUUCGACUACCCCUGCUGAACCUCCCAGAAAGUUUCUACAUCCUGGGUUUGAUCCCCCUUGGUGUAUUCAACAGUGCCGGGGUCUGGUUACUGGGCAUCAGCUCCCGGUUACCAUUCUUGCCACUGUUGCUGACUUCCCUGUACUGUUCUGUCGGUGUCAUCUACUGCUGGGUGGAGUUUUAUGUGUUGUCUUACAGUAGGACGUCAGCGACAGGCAGUGGGGAUAUCAGGCAUAAAAGGAAGAAGUUAUAG
Molecule: messenger RNA, 1689 nt
Organism: Candidula unifasciata
Lineage: Eukaryota; Metazoa; Mollusca; Gastropoda; Stylommatophora; Geomitridae
Source: the annotation of a GenBank genome assembly